UUAUUUAUUGAACGCGAGAGUAAAGAUUCGACUAAUUUUUUUGUUUUCCUCUUUCUUACUAAUAUUUUUCUCUGUUUGUAAUAAAAAUGGUAAUCGAGCCUGCCAACGAGAGUGUUUCUUAAUUGAGAUAAUUUGUUUUUUUUUUUUAAUUAUUCAGUUCUCACGAGCUUUGUCGAGAUUGGAUCCAUACAAAAUCUACACGACGCUGCUGCUUCACUCUCUCCCACUGUCGAGUUUCGAGUCGUAGAUAGAGAGAUAGAGAAAGAGAGAGAGAGAAAGAGAGAGAGAGAAAGAGAGCUCUCGAGGAAGAGAAGUAGAAGAAGAAGAAGACAAUCUGAUUUUGUUUUUUUUUCGUAAUUCAUCUGUUUUUUUUUUGUGAGGGAAAACUCCAGAUUUAAUUGUUUGUAAAUACAGUGCGUAUCUUCUUCUCCAAGAACGCUACUGCAAAGGGAUCAACAAAAAGGGAUCUUUAGAUUUAUAGCAAAAAUGUCAAUGCCACUGCAACGUGGCAUCUCAGGAGUACGAGUCUCUGAUAGCAGUGAUGAUUUGCGAGACUCUCAAAUGAAGGACAAAACAGAAAAAGAAGAUUUGGCUCGAGGUCGUUCCACAGAUAGCUUAACCUUGAGGUUUCCUUUUGCUUUCCUCUUCAGUAACCAAUCUUCUUCGAAACAUGGCGAAAACGGCUUCCCUGCUGAUCCUUAUAGCGCAAGGAGUAGGCACAGAUUGAUGCUGCUGUUUCUUAAGAUCAGUUUGGUUCUUAUUGUGGUUAUUGCUCUAGCUGGAUCCUUCUGGUGGACGGUUUCCAUUUCGACUUCAUCGAGAGGUCAUGUAUAUCACAACUAUAGGAGAUUACAGGAGCAGCUUGUUUCUGACUUACUGGAUAUUGGGGAGAUUUCUAUUGGUCCUAGUAGGUGGAAAGAGUUGGAGUAUUGUACUUUAGAAUCUGAGAAUUAUGUUCCUUGCUUUAAUGUUUCUGAGAAUCUUGCACUUGGUUACUCCAACGGUGAUGAGAACGAUCGGUUUUGCGUGCCUGGAGCAAGACAGGAUUGUUUAGUGUUACCACCGGUGAAAUAUCGGGUUCCUCUUAGGUGGCCGACUGGUAAAGAUGUCAUCUGGUAUCAUAACGUUAAGAUUACUGCUCAAGAAGUUUUGACUUCUGGUAGUAUUACCAAGAGGAUGAUGAUGAUGGAAGACGAUCAGAUAUCUUUCCGUUCUGCAUCUCUUAUGUCUGAUGAGGUUGAAGACUAUUCCCAUCAGAUUGCUCAAAUGAUCGGGAUUAAGAAUGAUAACUUUAUAGAGGCUGGUGUGAGAACUAUCUUGGAUAUUGGAUGUGGUUAUGGUAGCUUUGGGGCGCAUCUACUCUCCAAACAGCUCUUAACCAUGUGCAUAGCAAACUAUGAAGCAUCGGGUAGCCAAGUCCAGCUAACACUUGAGAGGGGUCUCCCUGCGAUGAUUGGUUCUUUUAUAUCAAAGCAAUUGCCAUAUCCUUCUCUUUCCUUUGAUAUGUUGCACUGCUCAAGAUGUGGCAUUGACUGGGACCAGAAAGACGGGCUACUCCUUGUAGAAAUCGACAGGGUUCUGAAGCCCGGAGGUUACUUUGUUUGGACGUCUCCGCUCACAAACGCUCGUAACAAAGAGGAUCUAAAAAGAUGGAACUUUGUUCAUGAUUUUGCUGAAAGCAUCUGUUGGACUCUUUUAUCUCAGCAAGACAAGACAGUUGUCUGGAAAAAGACAAUCAAAACCAAAUGUUACAGUGCCAGGAAACCUGGGGUGGGCCCUUCUGUGUGUAGCAAAGGGCACGAUGUUGAGACUCCUUAUUACAGGCCUCUUCAGAUGUGUAUUGGUGGAACACGUAGCCGGAGGUGGAUUCCCAUUGAAGGCAGGACAAGAUGGCCUAGCCGGUCUAACAUGAACAAGACCGAACUUUCACUAUACGGUAUUCACCCCGAGGAGCUUGGAGAAGAUGCUGAGAACUGGAAAAGAACAGUAAGAGAAUAUUGGUCUCUCUUGUCUCCUCUGAUAUUCUCGGAUCAUCCCAAGAGACCCGGUGAUGAAGAUCCGUCGCCUCCUUAUAACAUGCUUAGGAACGUUUUGGAUAUGAAUGCUCAGUUCGGUGGUCUGAAUUCAGCGUUGUUGGAAGCAAGGAAAUCGGUCUGGGUCAUGAAUGUUGUCCCUACAGCUGGACCAAACCACCUCCCCAUGAUCCUUGACCGUGGCUUUGUCGGCGUUUUGCACGACUGGUGUGAAGCAUUCCCGACUUACCCAAGAACAUAUGAUCUGGUACACGCAGACAAUCUUUUGACGCUUCAGACAAGUCAGCGCCGAAGCUCAUGCUCGCUUAUAGAGAUAUUCACAGAGAUUGACCGAUUACUGCGUCCAGAGGGAUGGGUGAUAAUCCGUGACACGGCACAGCUGGUGGAAGCGGCUAGAGCUUUGACAACGCAGUUGAAGUGGGAGGCUCGAGUCAUAGAGAUUGAAAGCAGCAGUGAACAGAGACUCCUCAUCUGCCAAAAACCUUUCACUAAGCGACAAUCAAUCUGAACAAGAAGAAGAAGAAGAAGAAGAAGAAGAAGAAGAAGAAGAACAUAGACACAGGUUUUCUCCACCUUUUUUUUAUAUUUUAUUUUUGUUCCAAGUCUCACAGUUUGGAAUCAGUCAUGGAACUGUGCUGGCUAUACGGGGAAGAAGAAGAAAGGAGAAAGAAGAUGAAAAAUAUCCCGCCGGGGACGUAAGUCCGCCGGUGAAAUUUCUUUAUCUGGUUUCGUGAGUUCCCAUUUUACAGAAUCUUAGAUUUAUUUUUUCCUUUGGGGUUACUAUUUUUACUACUUUUUUAAUUAUUAUAUACAGUGAAAAAAUAUAUGAUCAACAUUUGUGAAGAUGUUUAUGAAAUAAGUUAUAGCUGUUUACA
Molecule: messenger RNA, 2908 nt
Organism: Eutrema salsugineum
Lineage: Eukaryota; Viridiplantae; Streptophyta; Magnoliopsida; Brassicales; Brassicaceae
Product: probable pectin methyltransferase QUA2
Exons: 9
Coding region: 487-2541 (684 amino acids)
Cellular component (GO): cytoplasm
Molecular function (GO): methyltransferase activity
Source: RefSeq, a predicted model, not a curated record